AUGGUGGGUGUUCCCUGGGGGCGUGAGGGCGCCGCUUUGCAGUACUUGUUGUUUGUUGAAGAAUGGAGAGGGGGCAUGAGAGAUGGUGGGUGUGGACAUUUCGUGGGGAGCAGAAUUUUCGACUUGAUUGAAUCGGCUUUGGGUGUGUCCCGGGGUGUGGUUCUUCCAGGAUUCGCCGCACGGCCCACGGGAGGCACACGAGUCAAAUUUGUUGGUUGGUACAUGUCGCCUUUGUGGGCUGUGGACAUGUCUGCUGGUGCAGCGGGAGAUGGUUCUCACGCUAUCUUUGCAGGUGCCAGCAGCUGGCCUUUGGGUAGGACACGCUCCGUGUCUCUGUGCAAUCGAAUCCAUGCGCAUUCAUGGCAUGCAAAUGUCUGA
Molecule: messenger RNA, 378 nt
Organism: Ostreobium quekettii
Lineage: Eukaryota; Viridiplantae; Chlorophyta; Ulvophyceae; Bryopsidales; Ostreobiaceae
Source: the annotation of a GenBank genome assembly